UUCCUGUCAUUUUUUCCCCAUCCAUUUUUCCAGGAAUUUAAAAUAUUGCUAUACGGAUCAGGCAUGUCAUUGAUCUCUUCAUAAGCUUAUUAUCAUAAAUAGAUACUUAUAGCAUAUUUACACAUCAGCUGUUCAUUCAUAAUAGCAAUAAAAUUCAACGCACUUAAAAACCCAUUAGCACCUUUUGUUCGCUUAUCAGCUAGCCGUCGUCAAUGUCAAGGUUAAGCGUGUUUUAUGGCUUGCAUUGAAUAACAUUCUCCAGUUAUAGAUACACACAAAUACAUUUAUUUUAUCUGUUAUUCACGUUACUUGCUUAUUAAAACAUCUUUUUUCAGUGUAGAAUUGCGAAAUACUUUGUUAUUUUAUACUUGUCUUGAAUCGUAUAACGUGGCUUGUUGCGUAAUACGUAAAUUCCUUUACACAUUUAUUUGUGCCUUUCUCUUAGUAAUACAUUAAUAACAGCUGUCUUACCAUACCUAUAGUAGGUUUAUUCAUAUUUGUGGCUUAUUUUUUUUCACGCUCUUUAUCGUACACUUACAGUGUUACUCAUCUUAGGUACUUCUUUGUAUGUGAGUAACUUAACUUAUUUGCUUAACUUUUAACUGCUUAAUCCCGCCUUUCUUAUAGCUUAGACAUCUUUCUUUUGCCUUAAAUCUUCAUUAUGUCUGUCGCUAAAUUGGGGGAGCUUGUUAAGAAGCGUGGAAGCUACAAAGCAAAAAUGACUCAGUUCAUGACCUUUUUAAAACUAAUGCCUGAUAGUGGUCAUUCUCUUACUCCAUCCCAGGUAUUAGAAUUAGAAAUGCGUGUCAGUAGAUUGGAAGUGCUGUAUAGUGAAUUCGACGCGUUACAGACGGAGCUGGAGCUGUUGUCGGAGGACGUGGACGAGCGGUACAGCGAGCGCGAGCAGUUCGAGACGCAGUACUACGCGCAGCUGUCCCGCGCGCGCGAGCUGCUGGCCGCCGCGCCCGCCCCCGCCGCCCCCGCGCCCAGCCUGGACGGCGCCCGCUCCAGCGGCUCUGGUUGCAAGCACGACUUCGUGAGACUUCCCAAGAUAGACUUACCUCACUUUGACGGCGACUAUCAGCACUGGCUCCAAUUCCGAGAUACGUAUAUUUCUCUCAUACAUAAUAAUAGUUCCAUAUCAAACAUUAACAAAUUCCAUUAUCUUCGCGCAGCAUUGAAAGGUAGUGCAUCAAUUAUUGUGCAAAGUUUGGACUUGACGGAGGCGAACUACGACAUUGCUUGGCAGUUACUCAGCGAACGGUACGACAACACUCGCCUUCUCGUCAACAAUCACGUCCAGGCUCUGUUCAAUGUUGAACCUAUCCAACGGGAAUCAAGCCAAGCCCUUAGAAAUGUCAUUGAUGUCACCAACAAAAAUCUGCGUGCACUGUCUUCACUCGGUGAACCAGUGGAUAAUUGGGACACCUUAAUUAUCUUCAUCAUGACCAAAAAAUUAGACCCCUCGACCAACAGGCAAUGGGAAGAGUUCAAAAAUUCAAUAAACUCUUCACCAUCUUUAAAACAAUUCACGUCAUUUUUGUCGAAUAGGGCAGAUCUAAUCGAAACUUUAAACGACAACAGCAAGUUCAUAAAUAAAAACAAGUCAUCAUCAUCAUCAUCAGCCACAACUAUUAGUUCCCAUCAGGAUUCCAAUAAACAAAUAAAAAACUUUCAUUCAACAACAAAACAUAAACCAUUUCAACAUAAAAACAAAUGCCCUAUGUGCUCAGAUGCUCAUUUUCUAUUCACUUGUGAAUCUUUUAGAAAACUCGACAUUGAGGCAAGAAUAAAGAAAGCUUCUGAGAGCAAUGUUUGUAUGAAUUGCCUCAGGCCAGGUCAUUCUGCAAAAUCAUGCACGUUGUCUCAUUGCAAAUAUUGCAAAUAUAGGCACAACACCCUGCUUCACAGGGAAAUCUUUCAAGAGAAUGACAACGGUGACAAUGUAGCAUUGUCCACCAACAUUAUUUCUUCUCCAACAUCCGCAUGUAACAGAGGUAUUGUCCUGCUUUCCACAGCUAUGGCGAGAGUUGCCGACGUCGAUGGGAACCUGCAAUCUGCUAGACUUCUCCUAGACAACGGGAGCACCUCCAACUUCAUCACCCAAGACCUCUGUGGCAAGCUGGGCUUGGUAAGACGCAGCACCAGCUCCACCGUCUCAGUCAGAGCCGUCCACCUGGAGCUGGUGUCCGACCUCACUAAGGAGGGAUUCCUCGCAGCCUUUUCCCGUUUCACGGCUCGUCGUGGCAAAUCUCAGCGCGUCUACUGCGACAACGGCACCAACUUCGUCGGAGCGUUCAACGAGCUCACACGUCUUCUUGAAAGUUCCUCCAAAGAUAUAGAGGCAGACAUUGCCAACCAUGGCAUCGAUUUUAAAUUCAUUCCUGCCUACUCACCCCACUUCGGGGGCUUAUGGGAAUCAGCCGUAAAAUCCACAAAACAUUUGCUUCGUAGAGUCCUAAAUCUUACUCACUUAACCUAUGAAGAGCUCUCCACAUGUCUGAUUCAGAUAGAGGCUAUUUUAAAUUCCAGACCCUUGACGCCUCUAUCCUCCGAUCCUUCUGAUCUUUCUUACUUGUCCCCUGCCCAUUUCCUAAUUGGACGGCCACUCACCUCAGUCCCUGGUCCUCAGGUCGCCGACGUCAACCUUCAGCAACUUGAGCGUCACGAGAGGAUUGAGAAGUUGCGUCACCAUUUUUGGCAGCGUUACGCUAACGAAUAUGUAUCUCUUCUCCAGCAACGCACAAAAUGGCAGACAGAUGGACAAGACUUGAAGACCGGCACCAUGGUCUUGAUCAAGGACGUGAACCAACCCCCGCUACUCUGGCUGCUGGGAAGAGUGACCGACGUCAAGCCGGGUCCUGAUGGCCGCAGCCGAGUCGCGGAGAUCCUGACAAAGAAGGGGACCAUCACAAGGGCAUACAACAACAUAUGCCCCCUUCCUGUUUCAACUUCUUGAAGACACAGCUCUUCAACCCGGGGAGUAUGUUCCGACCGGAACGCCUACACCUACAACCUGCCCACAUCGCCUCGGGGAUCCUCGGCAAUCUUCGUGCCUCCACCACUCGCGCGAUGCGAGCUCCGAGACAUCGCGGCGCGGCACACACACUCGCUCAGCCCUCCGCGACCGCGCAACAUAUACAUUUCUCGGCCUUUUGCACAAUCAGCGCCUAUUUUAAUUAAUACAGUUUUGUCUAAAUUCUAUCUGAGUUUCAUUGAAGAAGUUAGGAGUUCCCAGAAGCAUAGCACCAGGAGCCUAACACUCA
This is a messenger RNA of Plutella xylostella (diamondback moth), 3266 nucleotides long. The record is from RefSeq and is a predicted model, not a curated record. Lineage: Eukaryota; Metazoa; Arthropoda; Insecta; Lepidoptera; Plutellidae.